CAAAUCGGCCGCCGCCCACGGACGACUAGCCCACCGGCAGCCAGCAGCGCGACGACGGCGAGUCGGCCGACCCACCUCGCCACAGCGACGAAAUCAACGCUACUCCAGCUUUCCGAUCUAAUACUAAUCCAGCAGUUCGUGUUUCUGCUAAGACUAGAGUAGUGAAGAUGUGGCGGCGGCCGCAAGCUGUCCUGUGUCGUGUCUCGCUGGCGAACCUGUCUCCAGCGGCAUGGGCUGGUGGUGGGGCCAGCUACUAUGGCUCCUCGUCAGAGGGGGGGAAGGGAAAGGCGGCGCCUUUGCAGGCACGUGGGAUGGUGGACAGGUUCCGGCUACUUGCCAGGGGUGGCGACGGUGGCAAUGGCUGCAUCAGCCAAAGGCGCUCCAGGUCCGACCGCCAAGGCAGGCCCGAUGGUGGUGAUGGAGGAACAGGUGGUAAUGUCAUUCUUGAGUGCUCAAGAUCUGUCUGGGAUUUCAGUAACUUGCAACAUCACACGAAAGCAGUCCGAGGAGGCAAUGGACUUUCUAAGAAACAGAUAGGGACAAGAGGUCCUGACAAGGUCGCACAAGUACCAGUUGGCACAGUGAUUCAUCUAGUCCGAGGGGAGCGACCGUCUUUCACUGUAAAUAAACCAACCAGAUCUCUAGAUCCAUGGGAUAUCCCAGAUGCUGUGGAUGACUCUGCAGACAGUUCCAAUCAGAAGAACAAGGAUGGCAUUAAUGGAUAUGAAGCUGAAAGAGAAAGAAGCAAUCAGUGGGAGAAGCAAACAUACCCUAGUGCAUGCUCCAAGGCUAGGUUUUCGAACGCUGAAGAUAGUGAUGCAAGUAGCAUUCAACCUCAGGUCGAUUUGGAUGAAAAUGAUCAGUUUGAUGAUGACGAUGAAGAAUUUUGGGAGGAUGAAGAAGAGACGGAGGAAGAGGCUCUAGAUGCAGAUGAGGAGGGGGAAGAAGAUGAUAUACAGUAUUCUGUUGCUGAAAUGACAAGACCUGGGCAACGGUUGAUCGUAGCACAAGGAGGGGAGGGUGGGCUAGGGAAUGCUUCUAUCGGCAGAGACGUCCGUCUAUCCAAAGGAAAUAGACAAGAGGAGGUAGCCCGUUUAAGUACUGGACAGCCAGGAACAGAGUCUUUUCUUGUCUUAGAACUGAAGAGCAUUGCUGAUGUUGGCCUUGUUGGUUUGCCAAAUGCCGGAAAGAGCACACUUCUGAGUGCUCUCUCUAGGGCUCGCCCGGAGAUUGCUGACUAUGCGUUCACCACACUAAGGCCCAAUAUUGGUAGCCUAACCUACGACUACUACUUGUCAGUGAAAGUUGCUGACAUACCUGGUCUUAUCAAAGGUGCCCAUGAGAACCGUGGCCUGGGCCAUGCCUUCUUGAGGCACAUUGAGCGCACCAAAGUUCUGUCCUAUGUGCUUGACCUGGCAGCAACACUCAACGGUAGGAAGGGUAUCCCACCAUGGGAGCAGCUACGCGAUCUGGUGGUGGAGCUAGAGCAUUACCAAGAAGGCAUGACAAAGCGGCCAUCGUUGAUUGUUGCAAAUAAAAUAGAUGAAGUGGGAGCUGACGAGAUGUAUGAAGAACUGAAGAGGAGAGUGCAAGGUGUUCCGAUAUUUCCAGUGUGCGCCAUCUUGCAAGAGGGAGUACCUGAUCUGAGAGUUGGCCUGAGAGACCUUAUGGAUGCCUCGGAUCCGCAAGGUGUCGAUUUGAGCAAAGUUAUUGUAGACUAAAAGGCUUUGCCCCUCGUUGGAGAAGAAUUGUUCUCCAAUUUUUUCCCCUUGAGCACUGUCUGCUUACAGAUGCACUGUAGACCCGUGUUGCAAAAAUUGCUCUAAUUUUCUGUGUUGCAGAAUAGAUCAUCCAUUGUAUUAGAAAAUUCAGUGUAAUAAUAACUAAGGGUAACCAGUAUGUAUGCUUUGGUCUUUGAUAGGAACAGCAAUGCGUACUACCAAAAAGGUUCAUUCAAGUGCUGUUUCUAGUGUCCUAAAUAUUACAGUAAUUUUUUGUGUGGAAA
Messenger RNA from Triticum dicoccoides, 2005 nucleotides. RefSeq names its product probable GTP-binding protein OBGM, mitochondrial. The record is from RefSeq and is a predicted model, not a curated record. The transcript has 6 exons. Lineage: Eukaryota; Viridiplantae; Streptophyta; Magnoliopsida; Poales; Poaceae. Bases 168 to 1721 code for a protein of 517 amino acids. Gene Ontology annotation, cellular component: mitochondrion. Gene Ontology annotation, molecular function: magnesium ion binding; GTPase activity; GTP binding.